CCGGUAACUCGCGGGUUUACAUCGCGCGCCAUCUGCGCGCAAGCGGCUAAUAUCGACACCUGGCACCUCAUUGCUAGCGCAAGAAGGCCUGACAGCACGCACGCAGCGGCCACCGCGAAGAAACGCGCCACAGAUUGCCCAGAGACGCGCCAAGCACAAGCACCAUGGCCGAGCUCGACGCCAUCCUCGGCAAUGAUGAAGGCGGCAUGGACAUGGACAUGGGCGGCACUAAUCAAGGCGCGCCGCGGCGGAACCCGGCGUACGAGCAGCUCUUAACCGCGUGGCGGUCGGAGCAGGCCUGCCCGGAAGUGCUGCCCUGGCGCGGCGAUUUAGUAGAUGCUUUAUUAGAUGCGGCGGAGCAGCAGGAGGCCAUGGUCAAGGCGACGGUCGAGCAAGGGGGCGACGUCGACGAGUGCUUGUUUUCGGCGCCGUUGUACGAGAGCGAGCUCGCGCGGUGCCGUUUUGUGGUUGGUUCGUACGUGCGCUGUCGACUACGUAAAUUAGAAAGACAGUGCGGGUACAUCAUCGCGGACGACGACGCCUACGGUCGUCUCUCAGACGCCGAAAAGACGCACGCCGUCAAGUACUUGGAUUUGAUCGAAAAGCACCACCGCGCGUCGUUACUCGAAGAUCUACCGGAACCCUUCCGCGACGAGCGCAAGGACGGCGACGAGGCCUGCCCCGAGGUGUUGGCCAAAGCUAUUUCCAAAGCUCCGGCGUUGGACCGCUUCGUCUUCAUCAAGGCGAACAAGGACCUGGGGGACGUGCAGAUCGAUAGUAGUGGCGAGACGGCGUUCAUCUCGAAGGGCGACACGCACGCGCUGCGCUACGGGCCCGUGCGGGAUUAUGUGCUGGACGGGAGCCUGAGCCUCGUCUAAGUAUCUUAUGGUUCUCCCCCGGGCUGGUCGACGCGACGCCCUGGAGCCGGCCGCUUGCGGUACCUCCUCAAACUGGUUACGUCCCGAACUGACGCAUCACCUACCCGA
This is a messenger RNA of Pelagomonas calceolata, 986 nucleotides long. The record is from the annotation of a GenBank genome assembly. Lineage: Eukaryota; Pelagophyceae; Pelagomonadales; Pelagomonadaceae.